UCAGUACAGAAUAUGGGGUGUUCCGUUUUCAAAAAAUAGAGAAUGAAAUUUAAUGUUCUUGAAUGCUUCAGCUACGCAAAACAAAUUUCCUAGGCUUAGCAAUCCUCUUCCUCUGCCUCCCUUCGAGUUUCUAAAACUUUAGAAACGUGGGAGGCGUAAGAUGGUGGUUCUGGUGGCUUUUUGUUGGAGGAACAAGGAGAACUGGAGCUUGGUGGGCAGGAAAAGGGAAGUCUUGACGCAGUUGCAAGCGCGUGCUAUACUAUCUCAGCAGCAACAGCCCUCCGACAUUAAAACCAGUCAGCUAAAUUGUUAGUGAUAAUUCUUUAUUGGAGUGCAGCAUUUGUUCCUAUUCUGUUAAAGAAGCUGUCUGUAAGCAACUCGUAUGUUACUGGUCUUUGGACUCUCUUAUUUUUAAAACGCUAUUUUGGUGUUUUAGAUACUAAACCACUGCUGAAGUUGAUAAGUUAGCAGCAUGCUAGCUUUCACUUUGAGCUUCCUUAAUUCCAUUUAGAGAUUUAAUCUGUUAAAAACAUCCUGAAAUAAGCCCCUUUUUUUGAUUUUUGUCUUUCAGCACUACUUUUUUAAAAGAAUUUCAAUGGUUGUUGCAGAGAGAAAAUUGAGGUGCACUUGGCUGCAGGAUGUUCAUAUUGAUUUGCUUUAAAUAGCUUGAUUUCUGUAGGUAAUUAGAGUAAGAGGCCUUGUUUUUCACAGUAGGAAUAGUAAGUUAUUUGCCAAAUUAGUUACCUUGUUCCAUUACUUAUGUAGAUGGUUUGAAAAAUACAAGAGAUUUUGAAGGGGUUCAGAGAGCAACGUGGAUCUAGAAUGACAAAAUACAAAGAAAAAAAAAAUCUGCAGGCUUUAGAGUAAAUAGGAUGUCCUCUACCUGAAUAAAAAUGUUUGUUUGUUUGUUUUCAGAUAAUUGGAGUCAUGAAUGCACGGUAUAACUAUAUGAAAAGGCAGGUGACCUGAAACUACUUAGAGUUUGGGGAGCCUAUGAGCAGCUGAACCAAGAGCAAGGAAGAAAGGUUAAGCACGUUUAGCCUGAGGAACUGCUAUCAAACGUUCAAGGGUAGUGAGGGUACAGAGAAUGUAGGUUAGGGAGGAUAACCGAUCUACCUUCUCCUGCCUACUGGAAUAUCUUCUCUGAUACAAGGAGAGGAUUGUUUUUAGUGUACUGAAAUUUGAGUAAAACUGACGAGGCAAAUUAAGCUUGCCUACAAGCAGACUUGUUCAGAGCUGUAUCCAGUGAAAUUACCUUCUCAAAGUUGCUGUUUGUUGUUAUCCUUGUGCUCUAAGCUUCUGUUAAUGCAGCUGGGAGGAAAAAAAAUAUAUGCUCCAAUAUUUGGGUUGUUUUCAGGAUGAGCGUUAGGAAGACAAAGACUGUUUCUAAAGGUUUACCUACUCUUAAGUGAUACAAUCAUACAAGCGGUUUUUGCUGAACCUCACCACUGCUCUCGAGAGUAGACAAAUCUGAUGGUGUCUGUCAAUCAUGCAUAUUACUAGCAGCUUCAGAACAGCUGUUUAUCUUAACGAAGGUUACAACCCAGCCUUGUAACUAUGUUUGAUUUCUUGGGGGCUAGUGUUAAGCGAGUCUCCUGCUUUUGGACUAACACAGCUGGUAAAGAGAGCAUCCCUGCUGCUGUUUUGUCCAUGAUAAUAGCUAGCAAGCUUAGUAAACCUCUUAUAUGGGAGAAAACAUCUAUUUUUGGCCGUUUUGGUAAAACAUCCUCUACCACUGUCUACAUUUCUUCCUUAAACAGCUCAGUGGGAUUCCGUGGGAGAUACCAUGAGAUAUGGUGGGAAAGGAUUUGGGGGCUGUAGGAAGCCUUCUCCUGGUACUCCUAAGUGCUCCUUAGUAUUCUUUAGAAAGUGAAGAGACACCUGCCUGCUCAAGUACAGUAAUUAGCUAACCCUGUACCGUUGUUUUUCAGACGCUGUUUUUAGGACCUUCUAGAGUCUGUCUGCGGCUAACAAACUCUGUAAUUACCCUGGUUUAAGCUCUUUGCUCCUCAAAGCUUGAAGGCAGCUUUGCUUCCAGGAAAAAAAGAGGAAGCAAAUGUAUAAACAAGCUUUUGCAAAACCAAAUGCUUGCCCAAGAUUGUGAGUUGCCAUGGGUUCAAGCACAUGCCAAAGAGGCAGCAGUGACCUGACGCCCUUCCAAGAAAAAGGGAUCUUCCAUUGGAAGGCAACUUAGACUCCACUGGCGAGACUCUUGUUGACCAGCAAACACCAAUUUCCUCUCUCAUUCUCACAGUUUAGGCAAUCCUCCUUUGGCAAAGGUAUGCCUUACCAUGCAUUCAGGGUUUGAUCUCUUUAAUCCUUGCAUUACAGAAGGUAAUCUCUAAUCAGCAAUUGUAGCAGCCCAGCUGAGGCAAGAAGCAGUGCUGGCCUGUACGUUGAUGACAGCCUGUUUCACUUGGGAAGCCCUUAGGAAGGGAGAGCUUCAACCUGCCUGUCACUUUGCUUUGUUGGAGCACUGGUUUGAAAUGAGGCAAGGAAAUACAACCACAAUUUACCUACUCUUCACACAGGAGUGGCUUGAAAUGAAUAUCAGUUCCUCUACUAAUCAACAAAUUCCAGAGCAGCUGCUUGCCCUCCCCCAGUUUCGCGGUCUGUACUCCCAGUAGCUACAUCCCGCUGUGCUCCUUUGCUCACAGAGGCACAGUCAUGCUCGGGAUUUGUCUUCUCAAGGAAGUCUCCAUCACCUGCCUGAAAGUCAGUUGGAUGCAUCUGGUGUAUAACUGGCUCAGAAGAAUUCAUCAUGAAAACGUGGUGAGGUAAUGCCACAGCUAAUGCAUUAGGCCAGCGAGCUGUGCCUAGCCAAAAGCCAAGCAGCUCUGGAGACAAAUCUUAAUCGUGGGUUUGUACCUUGGCCUGCCAGCACUCCUUGGCACCCUGACUUGGCAGUCAGUAACUGGCACAGGGAUCCAGGGAAGCUCGUUCCUAAAGGGGCACUGCUGGAAUUUGGCUCGCUUGCUACCCAUUGAGACAGAUUUCAAACUUUCUGCUUAAGAGGGCAGAGUGAUCUGGGGGAAAUAUCCCUCAUUUCCUGGACACAGAGGCUGCCGUGUGAGACUGAAUCCCAGGAAAAAGCAAAGUGUAAUAAAGGAGAAUUAGUUGAGAAAAUUGCACCUUGGGAUAGGAAGUUGUCCAUGUGGCUGGAACAGGCCCUUCAAAUGCUGCAGCAAAACUGCUCUGCUCGCUGACCAGGGCAUCAGGAUGAUCUGAAGCCUGUACAUUUGCUUUCCGUGUAUGUUUAAGCCUUGGUGCAGCUAGGAGAAGUCUUCCACAUAUAAUUCACACCCAAGUAUGUAUGGAAAUAUAUAAGAUUUUCACAAGCUCCUUCAUAUAUAUCAAAAAUGGUGCCUUAAAUGAUGAGACAGCUUCGGAAAGCAUGCAAAAUGCUGGCUUAGAAAUCCUGGAUUGAUAUGACUGUGGCAGUCUUAUUUCCAUCCAGCAUUGUGCAGCCUCUUGUGGUAUGUAGUACUCUUGUAUUCAUUGCAUUUCUAAAAGAGGAAAUACAGGAACAUGUAGCAAAAAAGAAGGGUGAGACUUCUGACUGCGGUUAAUUGCGACAAGUUGGUGACAGAGAGAUCAAGGAAAAUUCCACUUGCAGACAGACUUUUCUCUCAGUUCUGAACGCUAAUAGGGUUUUUCUGCUUUGUUUUCUUUUCUAUUUCAUCUUAUCUGCUGUGGCAAAACUGUCUUUCAUGAGAAUCUUUUGCACACAUUCCUAAAUGCUUUUAAGGGUAGAGCUGUCAGAUGUCUUUUCUUGAGAUGUAGUUCCUGGCACACAGUGACUGUGCAAAGCUGAGGGCUCUUCUCCCCGCAGUAAUUAUCUGUAUUGCUCCAAGUGACGCUGGUGGUGAAUGACAACUAUGGAUCAAAACAUAAGCAGCAACAGAACUGCAAAGAACACCUUGGCAAAGGCGCUUUACGACAACAAAGCGGAGUGCUCGGAUGAGCUGGCCUUCCGCAAAGGAGACAUCCUGACGGUUCUUGACCAAAAUGUCAUCGGCAGUGAGGGCUGGUGGAAAUGCUCCCUUCAUGGCAGGCAGGGCCUGGCUCCUGCCAACCGCCUCCAGCUCCUGCCCGGCGCUCAGGCCCUCCCGCUGCCUCCUUCCACCCACGGCGAUGUCCCAGAGCCACCAGCAGGCCAACAGAACAUCUACCAGGUCCCCUCAGUCCCCAAGCCUCCUGUGGCAUCCUCUACAUACGAGAAGAUGGAGGGGUGGGUGAAACCACCAGCUAGGGCCUGCACUCUGCCUGCCCAAGGGAUAUACCAGGUACCGGCCUUGGCUGCACAGCUGCUCAAUGAACGGACCCAAAGCUCAACGCGUCAGCACCUCUUUACUCUCCCAAGAGCAUCCCGGGCUUCAGUCCCGAACAUCAGAAGCGAGGUGUAUGAUGUUCCGUCCACGCAGCGCCGCGAGUCCCUGCUCACACGGAGCGCUGCCACUCCGCCCACAGCACGAAAGGGCUCUGUGCUGCUCAGAUCCACCGAGUGCUUCCAAGAAGAGCAGCAGCUUUACAACAUCCCAUCCGGCCCAGAAAAGACAGGAGCUGUUAGCCACAAAGACUCACCCGUGGGCAGUUUGUAUGAUGUCCCUCCCAAAAGAGAAACCAAUGCUUCAGGGAAGGGAUCUCAGAAAAAGAGCUGGGGCCACUACAAUACGUUGCCAAACCCUCGAAAGUCAGAAUGGAUUUAUGAUAUUCCAGUAUCACCUGAAAAAAUGGGAUUAGAACAGAGCCCUUCUGGCCCUUCCUUGGAGAACCAGGCGCUAUAUGAUAUACCCCCAGCCAGGUACAAGGCACUAACAACAAGCACUGAAGCCAAAGUUGUGAAUCCACAGUUAUACGAUAUUCCACCAACACAGCGGAAAGUAGUGUUUCCAGAUGUCCCUCUUUAUGAUAUUCCACCCCCAAGGGACAUGCUCCUUUUGCCACAAAAUGGUAGCUGUGAGGCACCCUCAAGUCACCUGGAUCCGAAGGCUGAGAACCAGACUUCUGGAGAGAACGUUUAUGAUAUUCCUAAAGGUUUGCCCAACACUUUGCAGUCCAAGAAAGAGAGGGAAAAACCCAACAGCAGUUCUGGAAACCAGGCAUACCGUGUUCCAGUCCAGAUCUCAAGAGACACCAAAUUAGAACACGACAGGUUAUCUGCUUCUAGUGCGGACAGCAGAAGCAGCACUGUCUCUACAUUCUCAAACCCUUCUGCUGAGUUUAUGUCGUCAUCAGAAGAGCCUGUCAAAGAAAUUAAGCUGGAUCUUGAUGUAGCCAUAGAGACACUGACGAGACUGCAGCAUGGUGUAUCCAGCUCAGUUGCUAGCUUAAUGAUUUUUGUGAGUAGUAAGUGGAGAUUACAGGAGCACCUGGAGAAACACAUUGAAGAAAUUCAUAGGGCAGUUGAUCACAUAAAAGUAUCACUUGGAGAAUUUUUGGCCUUUGCUCGAGCCAUAAAGGUAAAUGCGUCCUACAUCACUGAUAAUAACCUUCAGACCAGAAUUAAAAAACAGCUGGAAAUUCUUUUCAACUCAUUCAAAAUCUUAACAGAAACAAGAGAAGCUCUAAACAACUGCAACUGGUCACUGGAGGCUUUGGUCCUCAGGAAACCUCAGAACAACCCAGAUGAUCUUGAUCGCUUUGUUAUGGUAGCUCGCACAAUUCCAGAUGAUAUCAAGAGAUUUGUAUCCAUCAUCAUUGCCAAUGGAAAACUUCUCUUCAGAAAGAGUGAGAAGGAGCAAGAAAUGAAGCAAUCAAACGUCAGCCCAGAAUAUAAAAUGGCAAAACAAAUCCCAGUGCCAAGAAGAAUAGAAAUAGAAUCGCUUCAAAGAAAUACUCAUGACAAGCCGAACCAUAGUCAAGUCUCCCAAGAGAAAACAAAAGAAAAUGCUAUUGAGGACUGUGAAUAUGUUCAACUACAGGCACAGAAAAUCAUUUCAGGUAAAGAAGUGUCAAAGAAGAGUACAGAUUCAAAACCAAAGGUUUUGCUGUCUUCAAAACAGAAUGUAAUUCAAAGCAAGCAAGAGCCUGCAAAGAAAAUAGCUCUUCCAGAACACUGUAGGCUGUGUUUUGGUGCGCUUCACAAGGCAAUUGCUGUAUUUAAUAAUAGUCUGAGCAAUAACCAGCCACCUGAAGUCUUUAUAUCCCACAGCAAAUUGAUCAUCAUGGUGGGACAGAAGAUAGUGGAUUCUCUCUGCCAGGAAACUCAAGAAAGAGAUGCUCGGAAUGACAUUCUCCACAGCAGCAGCCGGUUUUGCAGCCUCUUGAAGAACCUGGCUCUUGCCACCAAAAAUGCUGCAAUACAAUAUCCAAAUGCAGAUGCAAUGAGGGAACUUCAGAAUCAAAAUGAUGAGCUGUAUAAAUAUACGCAGCAGUUUAGAGCAAUGAUGGAAUGAAAGAUGCUUUUUUUUUUUUUUUUUUUUUUUUUUAAGAACAGUGGUGAAAACUUGAAUCUCUUCAUUAUUAGAGUUCUCUUUGCUCCCUUUGUGUAGGAACCAAGGGGGGCGCAAGAAGCUCUGUGCUGCCGACUUUGUCUUCCCCAAGUAUUCCUGCCAGGUCAUUCUCUCUCGGGUACUGAUGCUCAUUUAGCAGGUGAAGACCCACACAGUGGCAGAGACAGAGAGGAUUUGUAGUAUUAAAUCUGUACUUUCUCCUCCGCUGUUCAGACACUGUCUAGAAGUGUUAUCAUCUUACUGUUGGGGCAGAAACGUUUGCUGUGUAUUCGAGCAAAUUUUAUUAUCUGAUUUUUAUUUUUUAUUUUUAUUUGUAUACAGAUAAAUAUAUUUUCCUACUUUUUUUUUUGUUUGUUUUUCUAUUUGGGUAUGUAAAGUCUGUCUUUAAAUUUAAACAUGCUGUUGUGUAAGUUGUGAUAUUGCUAUGUGUACCCAUCAUCGUUUCUAGAGCACUUGACUCAAAUCUUGUAAUUAGGGGUGGAAAAAAGUAUCUGAAGAAUUAGCUUUGCAGCUGUUUAAUGUACAAAUGUGUAUUACAUGAUGAAAUCUGCAUGGCAUAGAUAUUAAUCAGAACAUGUUCCAGCUCGUUAUCUGAGCACUGACAGAAAACUGGGGGUUCUGCCUUGCCGUGUACAGCCACGAGGAGCUGUUCCUGGUGCUCUGCCUCGGAACAAGUUGGUUUCAGUCAGUAAAUAUGGAGCAAGCUGGUUUCAGUCAGUAAAUACCGAGGGUUUGGACAAGCACCUCCAGCAUGCUGGCAAUGUUAUUUGAGUUGUGCUGUGGAAGCGCACCUCACACUUGGGCACUGAAUUUGUGUGCACCACCUCAGGGCCGUGCGGUGAUGUAGGCCCUGUAACUACCCCUGCGGACUGUUUCUGUGCCUGUCUCUCUUUUAUUUUUCCUGAUUAAUUUAUUGUAAAGUCCUAUCUGAAAUGUGAAAGCCGGGCCUUUCGGGUCUAUCUGCACGUUUGCCCUGACACGUGCACAAGCCCUCGGUGUUUGCAGCUGAUUCCUGCUGCCACGCGUGUCCGUGGGGCACAGCCAGCCCCUCACGGUACCACCUCUAUGCCUACACCUCUCCCCCACAGCGCCGCCAUUUUGCGGGGCUCUGCCCCC
Cygnus olor (mute swan) is the source of this 7571-nucleotide messenger RNA. RefSeq names its product Cas scaffold protein family member 4 (gene CASS4). Lineage: Eukaryota; Metazoa; Chordata; Aves; Anseriformes; Anatidae. Gene Ontology annotation, molecular function: protein binding. The record is from RefSeq and is a predicted model, not a curated record. Gene Ontology annotation, cellular component: plasma membrane; cytoplasm. Gene Ontology annotation, biological process: cell surface receptor protein tyrosine kinase signaling pathway; cell migration. The transcript is spliced from 7 exons. Bases 3870 to 6398 code for a protein of 842 amino acids.